GACGUCAUGUUCCUCGCGUGGCAUGAUGGGAGAAUCCUAAUGUUUUCCAACAGAUGCUCCAAGAACAGCUUUCAGAUUAAAGCAAUUGCAAGAGCAAAGAUUCUCCUUUUUUCCUUUUUUUCGGGGGGGUGGGGGGUGGGGUGGGGGGAGGGAGCACCCCCAGACAUUCCUGGACAUCUCCCCCAGCCCCAAGCACGCCAUAAACACUGACAAGAAAAAGUUUUUAUUUCCUGGUUCAACUUUUUUUUUUCCCCUGGAAUAUAAGCUGAAGAAUGGGAAUAAAUACGAAUAAAUAACAAAGCGAGGCAGCGCAAGCCGAGAUGCGCCUGGCUGCAGCCUGCAAGGCUUUUGUCUCCCCACCCUGAAACCAGCCUGGCGUCGUCCUCCGUUCUUUUUCUUUCCUGGUCCCUUUUGCUUUUCCUUUUAAAAAAGACGCCCUCUCCAGCCCCCUCGCCGGUGACCUUGGCCGCCUAGGAUGCUCUGAUUCCGCAUCUCCCUCCAACUUGCCCCCGCGUCGCCUUUCCCAUGGCCGCAUCCGAGGACGGCAGCAGCUGCCUUGUGUCGCGGGGCCGCUCGCAGAGUGACCCCAGCUUCCUCAGCGACUCCUCAGCCACCUCCACGGACGCCGGGGAGAACCCAGAUGAGAUGGACCAAACUCCCCCAGCACGCUCCGAGCCUCUGGUCUCAGGGAUUCGAACUCCCCCUGUGCGGAGGAACAGCAAGCUGGCCACCCUGGGCAGGAUCUUCAAACCCUGGAAAUGGAGGAAAAAGAAAAACGAGAAACUGAAGCAGACAACGUCAGCACUGGAGAAGAAGAUGGCUGGCAGGCAAGGCCGGGAGGAGCUCAUCAAGCAGGGGCUGCUAGAGAUGAUGGAGCAAGAUUCUGAAACUAAGGCAUGCAGUCCCAAGGAGGGCUCCCAACCUGCGCAGAGUGAGCCAUCCGCCGGAGAGCAGGAGACGCUGACCUCGGAGGGUGUCCAGCCCGGAAGCCCCUCGGCCAGUGGAACAGAUCAGGCCUCCCAAGAUGAGCUUCUGUCCUCCGAUGCCCAUCUGGAUGACACAGCGAAGAUACCGUCUGCAUCCAGUGGGGAAGAAGCAGACGCUGGCAGCCUCCUGUCCACCACUGAUGAGCCCUCUCAAGCCUUAGCUGGGUCUGACUCCCUGGACAGUCCUCCCAGAUCCCUGGAGAGAUCUGCGAGCCAGCUCCCCAGCCCUCCACUGCUGCCCACCCCGCCACCCAAGGCCAGCUCUAAAGCCACAAAAACUGUCACAGGUCAAGCUGCGCUCUUCCAAGGCCCCAGCAUGAAAAACAAUGAGCCGGCUCUCAGAGGACAGCUUGCCACUCCCACAGGGUCCCCUCAUCUCACCACUGUCCACCGGCCACUGCCUCCCAGCCGAGUGAUAGAGGAGCUGCACAGGGCACUGGCCACGAAGCACCGUCAGGACAGUUUUCAAGGGCGGGAAUGCAGAGGGUCUCCAAAGAAGCGGAUGGAUGUGCGUCUAUCCAGGACGUCCAGCAUGGAACGGGGCAAGGAGAGGGAUGAGGCAUGGAGCUUUGACGGGGCCUCAGAGAACAAGUGGACGGCUACCAAAGACUCCGAGGAGAACAAGGAGAAUCUGAUGCUGAGCUCCGAGCUCAAGGAUGACUUGCUUCUGUAUCAGGAUGAGGAGGCACUCAACGACUCUAUCAUCUCUGGAACAUUGCCAAGGAAAUGCAAGAAGGAGUUGCUGGCAGUGAAGCUGAGGAACCGACCGAGCAAGCAGGAGCUGGAGGACAGGAACAUCUUCCCCAGGAGGACGGACGAGGAGAGGCAGGAGAUCCGACAGCAGAUAGAGAUGAAGCUGUCCAAAAGGCUGAGCCAGAGACCCGCCGUGGAGGAACUGGAGAGAAGAAAUAUCCUGAAACAAAGGAAUGAUCAGACAGAGCAGGAAGAAAGGAGGGAAAUCAAACAAAGAUUGACAAGAAAGCUUAACCAGAGACCCACUGUUGAUGAAUUGAGAGACAGAAAAAUUCUGAUCCGUUUCAGUGACUAUGUGGAAGUAGCAAGAGCACAGGACUAUGACAGAAGGGCAGACAAGCCCUGGACAAGACUGUCAGCGGCAGAUAAGGCAGCAAUUCGUAAAGAAUUAAAUGAGUAUAAAAGUAACGAAAUGGAGGUACAUGCAUCCAGCAAGCACUUGACAAGAUUCCACAGGCCAUAGAGAUUUUCUUCUGAGAAGAAUUUGUGUUUAAUUUUUGAUACCAACACUGACCAUUCAUCAGGGAACUUUCCUCAAGACUAACUGCUGUGUUUGUGAGAAGAGCAGAGUCACAGAGACGCAAUCCCGACCACUUACCUACAAGAGGAGCAACCCAGAGGACACACUCCCCUCUUUGGUGUCUGAGGAGUGUGAACUGUUGGGGUCACUUUAGGCCCAGAGUAACUCUCCCAGAAGAAAACUUGUUUGCCUUCAACCUUGUUUUGCAGUUUUGCAGCGUCAUGGAGGAUGGGCGACAUGCAUGUGCAGGCUCACACUCCCAGCCUCCGCUCUGAGGGACAUGUGACCCAGUGUCAUUCAGUAUUUUGUUGAAAAGACAUUUUUAUCCUAAUGAUUUGAAAACUAAGUUCAUGUUAUAGAGUGAUUUACUGUACUAUACUUUCUCUUUUUUAUAUGAUGUCUAACAAAAAAAUACAGCUCCAACAUUUUGAUUCCCGUUAAUUUUGUUCUUUAAUUAAAUGACUACUUAUUACAGGAAAUGAAUAAAUGCUUUCAUUUUCUUGGGGUUGGGAUGAGGUAUAGCUGGAGACUUUGAAAAAGUCAACACUUCUGAAUAUAAAAACAAGAAAGAAAAUGCCAACUUUGUUCUCUGUAGAUUCUGUCAAAUAUAUAAAGGCUUAUGCCUUGAAAAACUAGUUAUACCAUUUUUCAAGUUAAUUGAAAAUUUAUGAAAGAGUAUUGAGCACAUUUAAUCUAGAAGUAAUUUACUGGAAAUUCUAACAACAUGAAAAUCUAUACCUUCUUUAAGAAAAGUUGUAAGUUUUCGUUUGUUUACAUUAUCAAAACCCCUAUUAUAAAAGGUUUAGAUGGAAUGAAGAUUUGGAGUAAGUAGUUUACUAAAAUACAACAGGAGGAAAUGAGCUAACAAACAAUAAAAAUCCCCUACGUUUGUCUAUG
Mastomys coucha (southern multimammate mouse) is the source of this 3156-nucleotide messenger RNA. RefSeq names its product phosphatase and actin regulator 3 (gene Phactr3). Lineage: Eukaryota; Metazoa; Chordata; Mammalia; Rodentia; Muridae. The transcript has 13 exons. The record is from RefSeq and is a predicted model, not a curated record. Gene Ontology annotation, molecular function: actin binding. Gene Ontology annotation, biological process: actin cytoskeleton organization. The coding region runs from base 526 to 2202 and encodes 558 amino acids.